Molecule: messenger RNA, 2546 nt
Organism: Panthera uncia (snow leopard)
Lineage: Eukaryota; Metazoa; Chordata; Mammalia; Carnivora; Felidae
Gene: SLC29A1
Product: solute carrier family 29 member 1 (Augustine blood group)
Exons: 12
Coding region: 461-1927 (488 amino acids)
Biological process (GO): uridine transmembrane transport; nucleoside transmembrane transport
Cellular component (GO): plasma membrane
Molecular function (GO): nucleoside transmembrane transporter activity
Source: RefSeq, a predicted model, not a curated record
CCACUGCUGCCUGGUCUUCCAGCAAAGUAGCUAUGAGUCAGGCCUGCACGAGGGGUGGGGACCAUGCGUGUCUUAGCUGGGGGGCCUGUGGGGAAGGCCAGGAUGGGUGGGCGGCAGCCCCUCCCUGGCCUCUCAGUGUUUCCACUGUUGCUCUCCAGCCAGCCAGCAGCUUCCAGCUCCUCCUCCCAUCACUCUGGGGAAAUCAUUGGCGGCACCCCUAGUUCUGGAGCACAUCUGGCAGAACUGCCCUCUCCCUCAGGCCUGGCCCUGCCUCAGAUGACCCUGGCCCACCCUGGUCCUUGAACUGACCUUCCUCUCAUUUCCCCGCCUCUGGAGCCUAUACGCUCCUUUCAGUUAGACCCACAAUGGUGAUCAUGCCUACGUAUUUGCGGGGGGGGAGAGGCUGUAGCGUGGUUUAAGCCCUCCAAGGAGUCUAGGACCCAAGAGAAUCGAUGAAGCCAUGCCUGUGGUCCAAAACUCCUUCAGCCCAGGCCCCCCAGCCUCAUCCCCUCUCCACUGCCAAUCCGGUCUCCCUCGUGUGCCAGAGGCCACAGAAGUAGGCCACUUCUGGCUAUGGGACCUCAGGUACAAAGCCGUCUGGCUUAUCUUCUUCAUGCUGGGUCUGGGGACGCUGCUCCCGUGGAAUUUUUUCAUGACAGCCACUAGGUAUUUCACAAACCGCCUGGACGAGACCCAGAAUAUGUCCUUGGUCACUGCUGAAAACAGCAAGGACUUCCAGCCCUCAGCCACCCCCACAGUACCCUCCCCAGAGCGGAAUUAUCUCAGUGCCCUCUUCAACAAUGUCAUGACCUUAUGUGCCAUGUUGCCCUUGCUGUUUUUCACCUGCCUUAACUCUUUCCUGCAUCAGAGGAUCCCCCAGUCUGUUCGGAUCCUGGGCAGCCUGAUAGCCAUUCUCUUGGUGUUCUUGAUCACUGCUGUCCUGGUAAAGGUGCAUCUGGAUGCCGUGCCCUUCUUCGUCAUCACCAUGAUCAAGAUCAUGCUCAUUAACUCAUUCGGUGCCAUCCUGCAGGGCAGCCUGUUUGGUCUGGCUGGCCUCCUGCCCACCAGCUACACUGCCCCCAUCAUGAGUGGCCAGGGCCUGGCAGGCUUCUUCGCCUCGGUGGCCAUGAUCUGCGCCAUCGCCAGUGGCUCGGAGCUGUCAGAAAGUGCCUUUGGCUAUUUUAUCACGGCCUGUGGGGUUAUCGUUUUGGCCAUCAUCUGUUACCUAGGCCUGCCCCGACUGGAAUUCUACCGUUACUACCAGCAGCUCAAGCUUGAAGGGCCUGGAGAGCAGGAGACCAAGUUGGAUCUCAUUAGUAAAGGAGAGGACCUAAAAGCAAACAAAGAGGAGUCCAGAGUUCCAGCCCCCAACUCUGAGUCCACCAACCAAGGCCACUCUAUCCGAGCCAUCCUCAGAAACAUCUUAGUCCCGGCUCUCUCCGUCUGCUUCAUCUUCACGGUCACCAUUGGGAUGUUUCCCGCUGUGACUGCUGAGGUCCAAUCCAGCAUUGCGGGCAACAGUGCCUGGGGAGCCUACUUCAUUCCUGUGUCUUGUUUCUUGACUUUCAAUGUCUUCGACUGGCUGGGCCGGAGCCUCACAGCUAUAUUUACGUGGCCUGGGAAGGACAGCCACUGGCUGCCAAGCCUGGUGCUGGCCCGGAUAUUGUUUGUGCCCCUGCUGCUGCUGUGCAAUGUCCAGCCCCGCCGGUACCUGGCUGUGGUCUUCGAGCACGACGCCUGGUUCAUCAUCUUCAUGGCUGCCUUCGCCUUCUCCAAUGGCUACCUCGCCAGUCUCUGCAUGUGCUUCGGGCCCAAGAAAGUGAAGCCGGCUGAGGCAGAGACAGCUGGAGCCAUCAUGGCCUUCUUUCUGUCUCUGGGCCUGGCACUGGGGGCUGUCUUCUCCUUCCUGUUCCGGUCAAUUGUGUGACCAUGGAUGGAUAGAAGGACUGCAGUGGCCGCCUGCUCCUGCCCCCUUUCUUCUCCUUCAGGGACGGGCAGGAGUUUGGAGGUUUUCUCUUCUAGCUAGCCAGCUUCUUCUUUCUCACGGCCUGUUCUGGGCCCGGGUGUCCAGGCCCUGAGGAGGGAACCUCUGUGGAUGGACAGUGGGGACAUUGUGAGCCUGAGGGUCAGAAUCAAGGGAAGGGAUACAGUCUCUACAGUCUCUGCAUCUGCUCAAGGGCUGCCCCCCCCCCACCUUGGUUCUGACUGAUCCUUGCUUGAGCAGGGGAAGCAGAGACUCCUGGGCUCAGAGUGUGUGUGUGUGUGUGUGUGUGUGUGUGUGUGUGUGUGUGUUCGUGUGUGUUCAUCUGCCUAUACCAGGGGUGGCGAGGGGGCAGGACUGUCUGUUCUAAAGUCCAGUCUGACAUUUCCAUCCCUCUUCUCCCUAUGUGCCUCCUCCCCUCACAUCUCCGUGUCCCUCUCCUCCCCCUGCCUUGUUGUUACCCAUCAUGCACCUUGUACAGUUGCCAUUUUAUGCCUUUUUUUAUAUUCAACAGAAACCAGGUGCCUUCAGAGGCUCUCUGAUAAAAUAAAACUUUUUUUUUUUC